Naumovozyma castellii is the source of this 828-nucleotide messenger RNA. RefSeq names its product Asi2p (gene ASI2). Lineage: Eukaryota; Fungi; Ascomycota; Saccharomycetes; Saccharomycetales; Saccharomycetaceae. The transcript has a single exon. The record is from RefSeq and is a predicted model, not a curated record. The coding region runs from base 1 to 828 and encodes 275 amino acids.
AUGAAUCCUCACAAACCAAGAAGAGAAAUUAGAAACACACUGGAGGCAUUUAUUGCCGAGUCCAAUAGACGAAUAGCUAGAUCAGAAAGAGACGCACGGAGACUAAAUGAAGAACAAGGUGUAAACCAUAUUGAAGAAUCACUACUGAACGCAUUAAACGGUGCCAUGCAUACGUUUGCACAAGAACUAGAGCAUCAAUUUGAAGCAAUAGAGAUGGAGGAGCUUCAACACAAUCGAAACAAUGAUCCUUUCCAUGUAAACCCACCACCACCACCGCUCGAUAGGCUAAGGAAUUUAAAUUUGCCAGCUCAAGAGCGGAGACCUGUCUCAUGGUUUAGAAGAUUUAUCAGAAACAUUUUAAUGUUUGAUUAUUUACUAAUGGUGAUGUUGUUCCCAUUUUCCAUAUAUAACUUGAUCAAGAGUGGAUUUAAUUGCAUUACAUUUUCCGAAUCAGAUUUCCUAUGGGAUAUACUAUUCUAUUUCAGAUUUGUUGGCCCGACUUUGGUCCCGACCAAUAUGAACAUAAGAAUUACAGAUGAAGAGGAUAUAGUAACGUUUGGAUUACUGGGUACGUUCCAUAACGUUGUCAUCUACUACACGGAGCCCCUAUUGCGCCGAAUUGUGCGAUUCCACAACCAUAAAUGGUUGAUACGGAUGUACAGUAUCAUGGUCAAGAUAGUCACGGCAUGCCUGUACCUGACAUAUGGAUUAAGUGGGACCACGUAUCUCCUGUUGGCCAGUUUCUUCUUCUCCCUCGUGAUGGGAUGGACACUAAUGAGGCGAUAUAGGGCUGUUUACGCGAUCGUCGCGCACGAUUUAGGACAAUAA